AUGAAAGAUUAUGAUGAACUUCUCAAAUACUAUGAAUUAUAUGAAACUGUUGGGACAGGUGGCUUUGCAAAGGUCAAACUUGCCUGCCAUAUCCUCACUGGAGAAAUGGUAGCUAUAAAAAUCAUGGAUAAAAAUGCACUAGGGAGUGAUUUGCCCCGGAUCAAAACGGAGAUUGAGGCCUUGAAGAACUUGAGACAUCAGCAUAUAUGUCAACUCUACCAUGUGCUGGAGACAGCCAACAAAAUAUUCAUGGUUCUUGAGUAUUGCCCCGGAGGAGAGCUGUUUGACUACAUAAUUUCCCAGGAUCGCCUAUCCGAGGAGGAGACCCGAGUUGUCUUCCGUCAGAUAGUAUCUGCAGUUGCUUAUGUGCACAGCCAGGGUUAUGCUCACAGGGACCUCAAACCGGAAAAUUUGUUGUUUGAUGAAUAUCAUAAAUUAAAACUGAUUGACUUUGGUCUCUGUGCAAAACCCAAGGGUAACAAGGAUUACCAUCUUCAGACAUGUUGUGGGAGUCUUGCUUAUGCAGCACCUGAAUUAAUACAAGGCAAAUCAUACCUGGGAUCGGAGGCAGAUGUUUGGAGUAUGGGCAUACUCUUAUAUGUACUUAUGUGUGGCUUUCUACCAUUCGAUGAUGAUAAUGUCAUGGCUUUGUACAAGAAGAUUACGCGAGGAAAAUAUGAGGUUCCUAAGUGGCUCUCUUCUAGUAGCGUUAUGCUUCUUCAACAGAUGCUACAGGUGGACCCAAAGAAACGGAUUUCUGUGAAAAAUCUAUUGAGCCAUCCCUGGAUCAUGCAUGAUUACAACUGUCCUGUUGAGUGGCAAAGCAAGAAUUCUUGGCAGUAUGAUCACCUCACAGCUACCUAUCUUCUGCUGCUAGCCAAGAAGGCUCGGGGAAAACCAGUUCGUUUAAGGCUUCCUUCUUUUUCCUGUGGACAAGCCAGUGAUACCCCGUUCACAAACACCAAGUCAAAGAAUCUGAGUCUAGAAGAUAUGACAACAAGUGAUGAAAAUGAUGUGGCUGGAUUGAUAGACUAUGACUGGUGUGGAGACAGUUCAUCAAUAGGUGUGACCACCCCACAAACACCACAGUUUGCCAAGCAUUGGACAGAAUCAAAUGGUCUGGAAUCUAAAUCAUUAACUCCAGUAUUAUGCAGAGCAUCUGCCAAUAAAUUAAAGAACAAAGAGAAUGUAUAUACGCCUAAGUCUGCUGUAAAGAAUGAUGAGUGCUUUGUAUUUCCUGAGCCAAAGACUCCAGUUAAUAAGAACCAGCAUAAGAGAGAAAUACUCUCCACACCAAAUCAUUACACUACACCCUCAAAAGCCAGAAACCAGUGCCUGAAAGAAACUCCAGUUAAAAUGCCAAUAAAUUCAGCAGGAACAGAGAAGUUAAUGACAGGUGUCAUUAGCCCUGAGAGGCGAUGUCACUCAGUGGAACUGGAUCUCAACCAAGCACAUGUAGAGGAUACUCCAAAAAGAAAAGGAACCAAAGUGUUUGGGAGCCUUGAAAGGGGGUUGGAUAAGGUUAUCACUGUGCUUACCAGGAGCAGAAGGAAGGGCUCUGCCAAAGAUGGGCCAAGAAGACUAAAGCUUCACUAUAAUGUGACUACAACCAAACUAGUGAAUCCAGAUCAACUCUUGAAUGAAAUAAUGUCUGUUCUUCCAAAGAAGCAUGUUGACUUUGUACAAAAGGGGUAUACACUGAAGUGUCAAACACAGUCAGACUUUGGUAAAGUGACAAUGCAGUUUGAACUAGAAGUGUGCCAGCUUCAGAAACCCGAUGUGGUGGGUAUCAAGAGGCAGAGGCUUAAGGGUGAUGCCUGGGUUUACAAGAGAUUAGUGGAAGACAUCCUGUCUAGCUGCAAGGUAUAA
Puma concolor (puma) is the source of this 1869-nucleotide messenger RNA. NCBI's taxonomy places the organism in Eukaryota, Metazoa, Chordata, Mammalia, Carnivora, Felidae. The record is from RefSeq and is a predicted model, not a curated record.